Phacochoerus africanus (Common warthog) is the source of this 2786-nucleotide messenger RNA. RefSeq names its product transmembrane ascorbate-dependent reductase CYB561. Gene Ontology annotation, cellular component: lysosomal membrane. The record is from RefSeq and is a predicted model, not a curated record. Gene Ontology annotation, molecular function: oxidoreductase activity. NCBI's taxonomy places the organism in Eukaryota, Metazoa, Chordata, Mammalia, Artiodactyla, Suidae.
GAUGGGGAGAGGCUGUGGACUGGCCCAGAACCAGGAAUUGCCUUCCUCUGGCCCUUGAGUGCAGGUUCCUCCAGCCCAGCUGAGCCCCCGGUUCCUUGUCUGUGGGCCGGAGCAGUGAUACAUCUGGGUUCUCACAGGAUCCUUGUGAGUUUAGUGACCCCAGGAGUUCUCACCUUGUGCAUCUCAGUGAGAGAGGCCUGGCCUGAGGGAGGAGGUCCACUGCUCCCGGCCUGGAGGGGAAGAAGAGACAGGAAGCUCAACAGGCUGCUCAGCGGCUCCUGUCCCGUGUCCUGUCCUGCAAAGAGCACAGUCCUCCUAUCAGGUGGCGCGGAGGGGGCUGCACGGUGGCAGGAUCCUCUCAUCUCCCCUUGGGAACUGAAAAGCAGCCGCCUCAGCAUGGAGAGCCCUGCCGGCCGGACACCUGCCCCCGGGGCACUGCCUUACUACGUGGCCUUCUCCCAGCUGCUGGGCCUGACCGUGGUGGCCGUGACUGGCGCCUGGCUCGGUGCGUACCGAGGAGGCAUCGCCUGGGAGAGCGCCCUGCAGUUCAACGUGCACCCCCUCUGCAUGAUCAUAGGCCUGGUCUUCCUGCAGGGGGACGCCCUGCUGGUUUACCGCGUCUUCAGGAAUGAGGCCAAACGCACCACCAAAAUCCUGCAUGGGCUGCUGCACGUCUUGGCCUUCGUCAUCGCCCUGGUGGGCCUGGUGGCGGUGUUCGACUACCACAGGAAGAAGGGCAUCGCUGACCUGUACAGCCUGCACAGCUGGUGCGGCAUCCUGGUCUUCGUUCUCUUCCUCGCGCAGUGGCUCGUGGGCUUGGGCUUCUUCCUGUUCCCCGGAGCGUCGUUCUCUCUGCGGAGCCGCUACCGCCCGCAGCACGUCUUCUUCGGCGCCGCCAUCUUCCUCCUCUCGUGGGCACCCGCUCUGCUGGGCCUGAAGGAGGCGCUGCUGUUCCAGCUCGGGACCAAGUACAGCGCGUUCGAGUCCGAGGGCGUCCUGGCCAACGUGCUGGGCCUGCUGCUGGUCGCCUUCGGCGCGGUCGUGCUCUACAUCCUGACCCGCGCCGACUGGAAGCGGCCCCUCCAGGCGGAAGAGCAAGCGCUCUCCAUGGACUUCAAGACGCUGACUGAGGGCGACAGCCCCAGCUCCCAGUGACCGCCGAGCCGGGCAGAGGGGACGGGAGGCGGGGCCAGCCUUGCUCGGCGGCGGGGCCGGCCUUGCUCGCCGGGGCGCUGAGUUCCGGGGUUCGGGGCUCGGUCCCUCCGCCCACCGCUUCUUGCCGCUGCUGUCCUGAGUCCUGCGCAGACCCCCGCCACGUGUGUUCCCGCCACCCCCCUUGGAUGAAGCAGCUUUGGCCCGGGGUUUCGGAGAGAGGUGGGGGGCAGCGCCUCCUCGAGGCAGCGGCUGCGGGUUCCGCGGGGCCUGCGAAGCCAGGACUUGCUUUGUGUGAUGCUGACCUCAACCCAGGAGUCUUGUUGGCCUGGCGAACACGCGCUCCGCCUGGGCCCAGUCUUUGGCCGCGGUGCCAGUGAUAUUAUGUGUGAAAUAUGUUGGUGUUCAGGGCAAGGUUCCCCGCGAGAGGGGAGGGACUGGCCCCCAGGAAGAUGUGAUUUUUGGCCCAGCCGCGCUCUCGAGCCUUCCCUUUCUGCAUCCCUUUAGCCCCGGGGCGGCUUCGCCCGAGGGGACUUGGGGCGCCCUUGGCUGCUGAGGGCAGCUGCCAGAGGAGGAAGGAGAUGGUCCCCCGCAGGCUGUUGGGGACUCUUCUCCCGCGGGGGCCUCAGCUAGCAGCUCCCCACCCUCAGGCGCUCACUCAGGGCUGUUUUGACGGAGGCUGAGGGCACAGACCGUUUUGUUUUAGAUGAAACCCGGCCGCCCUCUCCCUUUCCCUUGUCAUGGGGACGGUGGGGGCUGCCGGCUUCUGUUCAGGAGGAAAGCUUCAUCCUGUCCUACCUGGCCCUGUCUUUGCAGGAAGUUGGACCAAGUCCGAAUCAGAUUAAUCCCCCUAACCCCUUAAGUGUGUAAUGGUGUUAGCUGAGUCACUCUUUGGCUUGAGUCUAGAAAUAACGUGAUUAGAGCAUCAAUCUUGUGCUCCUUGGACUUGGCGAAUGUUCUCUCCUUGUUUUCCGGGCUUUGAGGAGCAUGACACGGUUUAAGACAAAACACAGUUUACUUAAAUGAAGACAUUAAUAAAAUUUACAAAACUGACUAUUGUUCUUUUAACGGUUGCCUUUUCCAUACCGAAAUGCUUUCUUAGAGAAAAGGGCUUGUCUUCCCCUAAUGCUCAGAUUUCUAAAACUUGGCUUUUGUGGUGGGUCCUGCCCCAGGCAAUGCCGCUUCUCAGAGCAGGUGGACGUGGUCAGUGCCCUUCCCAGCAAGGGUGCCUGCCUCCACCUGUGGGCCCUCUGGCUCCACUGCAGCCCCUGCGUAAGGAUGUUUGUGCUCUGCAAUGGCAUCGACUCCAGUAAUUGUUUCAUCGCUUGGUAGUCAGUGUUUACACGUGGGAAAACUCCACCUUAGACAAACAUCCAGAGUACAAUUGUGUAUCUCCCUUGCCAGAAUGUCACGUAGUGACAUGGAACUUUGGCUUUGCAAUAGAAGUCGGUAAAGUGGCCUGUUUGCCAAAGCAUAUGCUGGAUGACUAAGGAGCCCAAAAGCAACCCCCCCCUGCAAGCUGAUCCGUGGUGGUUUAUUUUGCCUGUGGCUAAUCUUCUAUGAAGUACUGUUCUGUACCAAUGUAGUGUUGGUGCAACAGAUGAUUCAAUAAAUGUCUACAGCAGAUCUCUCAA